Messenger RNA from Octopus bimaculoides (California two-spot octopus), 776 nucleotides. RefSeq names its product chemotactile receptor for terpenes 1 pseudogene. Lineage: Eukaryota; Metazoa; Mollusca; Cephalopoda; Octopoda; Octopodidae. The record is from RefSeq and is a predicted model, not a curated record.
UUAUCCUUUUGAUCUACAGACAUGUUAUAUUUUUCUGGGUAUACCAACAUAUAAACCUCAAGAUACAAAAAUAAAAGAAAUUCUUUGCGGUAAAGAAAAUGAUACUACCAACUAUCAAUGGGAUAUCACAUUGUAUUGUAACGUAGAUAGCGCGAACAAACACUACAACUACGUAGAUGUUACGAUGUACUUAUAUCGUAAAUUGAAUGCAGGUAUCAUCGCUAUGUUGAUUCCAACAAUGACGAUAACUAUUUUGACUAUCUUCGUUUUCGUUCUACCACCAGAAUCUGGUGAGAAAGUUUCUUUAGGUACGACGUUGUUUUUAUCAAAUAUUUUGUACCUUGUAGAAGUCGAGAAGACCAUACCGAAAAAUUCAAAAAGACUCUCGCUUUUUGUUUUAUAUUUAAUGGUAUUAUCAUUGCUAAGUGGUAUCGCUACAAUUGGUUCGGUAGUUAUAAGCAAGUUAUAUGUAAAGCAGUCGUCUGAUAAUAUCAAAUUGAACACAUCGCAUCAAACAAACAUGUCGUCACGCAUUAACCAAAUUGCAGAUAUUUCAAUAGUAUCUAAGGAAGAAUCGAAUCCUGUACAUAAAAAGGACAUGCCAGGAAAAAAAAUGAAAAAAUAUACUUUCCAUUACAACCGAGUUGAUGACAUAUGUCUAAAAUUUAUCAUUAUAAUAUCGGCAUUAGUUUCAAUUACCUUUAUUUGUCUUUCAUAAUUUUAAAAUUAUAAUAUUAUCCAUCAUUCUUUCUCGAAAAUCACAUCUAAUACUCUAG